Molecule: messenger RNA, 1424 nt
Organism: Frieseomelitta varia
Lineage: Eukaryota; Metazoa; Arthropoda; Insecta; Hymenoptera; Apidae
Product: SAC3 domain-containing protein 1
Exons: 7
Coding region: 271-1347 (358 amino acids)
Biological process (GO): centrosome duplication; spindle assembly
Cellular component (GO): nucleus; spindle; centrosome
Source: RefSeq, a predicted model, not a curated record
UAUAUUAUUUCAUUUUUAAAAAAAUCUCAGUUAAUGAUUAUGGUAUUGCAAUUCAUGCUUACGGUUAUCAUUAAUCAAUACAAUUACAGUUAACGAUACAAGUAUAUUAAUCACGUUACAUAUAUAUAUGUGUGUGUGUAUUAUGUACGUGAGGUACGACGAGGAACGUGUAUAAAUAUUUUAGUGAAAUUAAUCAAGAGAUAGUCAACAUAACCUUUUUACGUACGCAAUAAUCGUGACAACUGGUAAUUUUGAAGGACUUUUGUCAAAAUGACUACGUUUAGUCAAGGAACAUGUUUGUUAAUGUGUCCAGAGAAAGAACGUUGGAUAGAAAAAGAGGGUUUACUACACAAAUUUGAGAUCGACGAAAAUACAAAGGGAGCAAAAUUGCCGAAGGCAGAUCCAGCGAAAACUAUAAAAUGUUUCAGUCGUUCAGCAGCAGGAUCGGACAUGACCGAUAUGAAACUAUUGCGUCCAGCAUCGGUAUUAUUAUCGACGAUUCGAUAUUUGUUUAGCAAGUACAUACUUGUAAUAGCUACGCGUACCGAUGUAGAUUGGAUAAUAAUAUACGAAUUUAUCUUCGAUCGUUUAAGAUCUGUCAGACAAGACGCUGCAAUUCAAAGAAUCGAUGCCCUUAUGUAUAUUCAGUUGUUGGAACCUAUAGUUCGCUUUUUGGUUUAUUCUGCGCAAAGAUUAUGUGAGCGAAAUAUCUCUGAAUUUAAUACAAUUAUUAAUGGACAACACCUUGCCGAAUGCUUAACGCGUUUGUUAGUCUUAUAUGACGAAUCCGAAGACGAGGGAAAUUCUCUGGAACUUGAUAGAGAUAUGGAAAGAUUAAUAUUAAAUGACAAUCGUGCAGAAAUGGAAGCAUUAUACAUUCUUUUAUAUAUGGGUAACAUGGAAGCUUUGACGAGAGCAUUACGACUCCCUCAUGAUUUACGAAUAUCUCCAAAUGUACAAUUGUCGAUAAAAAUAUCGUUUGCUUGGUAUUUAAAAAAUUAUGUGCGCGUUUGUUCUCUAAUUCCACAACUUCCUCCAUUACUUAUAUGUGCAGCUAUGACUGGUAUACAAAAAUUAAGAAGGACAGCAUUAAAAAUUAUGAGUUCAGGAUACAACAGUAAAGUUUUCACAUUUCCGGGACUUAAAUUACAACAACUUUUAUUGUAUAAAGAGAUAGAUAAAAUUAAAGCAGAUUGUGAAUUACUUGGCCUUGUAUUCACCAAUCAAAAUAUUUUAUUUCAAAAGGCAAAUUUCAAAGAUGAAAUUCAAUUGACAUAUCCGGAAAUGUAUUAUACACAUCAAUGCUUACAUAGUUUUUUACCACAAAUUUUACUUGAAUCUGUAUAAUACAAAAAAUAGUGUUAAUUCAAAGUGUUAUAUCCUUGAUUUUAUAAUGAAUUAAUAAAUAUAUUGAUAAUAAAAAA